Molecule: messenger RNA, 2445 nt
Organism: Rhopilema esculentum
Lineage: Eukaryota; Metazoa; Cnidaria; Scyphozoa; Rhizostomeae; Rhizostomatidae
Product: proton-coupled zinc antiporter SLC30A2
Biological process (GO): zinc ion transmembrane transport; response to zinc ion
Cellular component (GO): plasma membrane
Molecular function (GO): zinc ion transmembrane transporter activity
Source: RefSeq, a predicted model, not a curated record
AGCUGUGUUGCAAAAGUCGGAAAAUCACAAAGUGAUUUGCACACGGAACUUUUAUUUUGCACACGACACGAUGCCUUGUUCUUUAAAUGGCCGUGGCUUGAUUGAACCUGUUUCAACAGACCCGUUGCAAUUGUCAAAGUAGAAUGAGCAGUAAGGACUCGUUAGAACUGGGAAAAAUGAAUCAAGACAACGAUUUAACGAUCAACAGUGGUUACGAAAAUAAAGCUUUCCUGGAAUUUUCCAAUGAAUUCCACGAAGGAAUUGCCAAAAGCUUCCCUGAUCAAUCUGAACACAUAUUAAAUGCUUUGACCAACUCAACUUCGAUGGAUGUCGAUGAAACGUUACCCCUGCUCCUGGAUGGGCCUAGUGGUAAGAAAACGAAGUUGCCAAAUGUGAGGAUUAAGCGGGAGGGAAGUAUGGUUAGUGUUAUUUCUGAUGAAGUCAGCUUCGUCCAGCGAUCAUUUGGAAAUUCCUUUUCGUCUUAUGGGGCCAAUGAGAGUCAUGAAGACCAAAAAAAGUUGCACUGCCACACGAAAAAGCCCGACAAGACUGGAACAAAGUCUGCCCAAAGAAAGCUUACGAUAGCAAGCAUCGUUUGUUUGGUGUUUCUAAUCGGAGAAUUUAUCGGUGGAUAUAUUGCAAAUAGUUUGGCUGUCAUGACGGAUGCAGCUCAUCUUCUGUCUGACUUUGCUGGCUUCAUGAUCAGUCUUUUUGCAAUCUGGUUAGGAUCUAGAAAGGCAACCAAGAAAAUGUCAUUUGGCUGGCAUCGUGCCGAGGUCAUGGGUGCCCUGUUGUCAGUUCUAAUAAUUUGGAUUUUGACUGGCAUCUUGGUGUAUGAAGCUGUUCAAAGACUUGUUGCAGGGCAUUUGAAGAUUGAUGCAAAGGUUAUGUUAAUCACAUCUGGCGUAGGAGUUGUCAUUAAUAUUAUACUUGGGCUUACUCUGCAUGGGGAGCACGGACAUUCACAUGGGGGACAUGGCCAUAGUCAUGGGAGUGACUCAAGUCUUGAAUCCAGUCACAGUCACAUGAACACAGGGAGUAAGGGAGCCAGUGAUGAUGUGGAGAUUCAAGACCCCAAAAAGCACAAGAAACACAAGGACAUCAAUGUCAGGGCAGCUGCUAUUCAUGUUAUUGGUGAUCUCGUUCAAUCUGUUGGAGUUUUUAUUGCUGCCAUUCUCAUUUAUUUCAAGCCGGACUGGGGGAUGGCAGAUCCAAUCUGCACUUUCUUGUUCUCUGUUUUGGUUUUAAUAACAACUUUUACAAUUAUGAGGGACAUCCUAUUAGUUUUAAUGGAAGGAACACCAAGAGGCUUGGAUUUCAAAGCAGUGAUGAAUGAUUUAGAAGAAAUCAGGGAGGUGAAGAUGGUGCACAACCUGCAUAUCUGGUCACUUACGAUGGGAAAACCAGCUUUAUCAGUUCAUUUGGCAGUUGGCGAGAACCGGUCCACGCAGAGUGUCUUGAAGGAAGCGUCUUUGUUAAUCGCCAAAAAGUAUGACAUUCACCAUACAACCAUUCAAGUAGAGAGAUUUCACGAGCAAAUGGACAACUGUUCUCUUUGUAAAGAACCAAAAGAUUAGGAUUUGGUCAAUGGAGGCCUAGCUAACGCUGGAUUUGUAACAGAAAGAAGGACUUGAUUCGCUUGCGCUGUUCUCACAAUGGUAUACUUCUUUCGAAAACGACGGUCUUUCAAAAGCAACCACUUCCAUGAAAUGACCAAUUUGUGAUUCACCCAAGCCAAACCUUACUUUUUAAUCUCAAAUCUAAAUUCUCUUUAAACAGAAACUUUGUUAUGAACUAGUCAUUAGCAUCAGCAGGUUGGAUUAGGUUCUACAUCUUCGAAUCAAAUAACAGAUGAAAUCUCACUCUUUGACUGCUAAAGUUGUACCAGUUCUUCUUUAUACAUUAAAUCUCCCUUUUUACAACCGAAAUAAACAAUUAGUUGUCAGAUAAAUCGUAUUGAAUUGCAAAUCUUUUAUCAAAAGCGAAAAUGUGCAAGAAACGUAGUUUUUAAUGUAUGCAGUUUUCAAACAAGUAGAAACGCAGAAACUUGUAAUUUCGAUGUGAAAAAUCUUUUUUAUAGCAUGAAAUUUUCCUGCAAUACAUUAAGCAAUGUUGCAUUUUACGAGUUUUAUAACGAAAUCGCGUAAUAAAUUUGAAUAGUUUUUCACCAUCAUUUUUUUAAAGGCAUUUGUAGAUUAUGGCACCGGGGGUCUGUCCUGUACGAACUAGUUUUUGCGAUUUUUGCAUUAUAUCAUAAAUGUCGCUUUGUGCUAAUUUUUGCAAUCUAAAUUCUAAUAGUUUUUAUCCGCGUCCUUUGAAGUUGUCAGUAAACUAUAAGCACAUGCAAGACUUCCAAAAAAUAAAUUUUGCGAUUUGGGGUUUUUGAAAAAAUUGUCCAGAUUUAUUGUCAAUGAAGUUAUUUAUAUUCGUAAACUCUUUUCUAAA